Messenger RNA from Rana temporaria (common frog), 1181 nucleotides. RefSeq names its product indolethylamine N-methyltransferase-like. The coding region runs from base 3 to 1094 and encodes 363 amino acids. Gene Ontology annotation, molecular function: N-methyltransferase activity. NCBI's taxonomy places the organism in Eukaryota, Metazoa, Chordata, Amphibia, Anura, Ranidae. The transcript has 3 exons. Gene Ontology annotation, cellular component: cytosol. The record is from RefSeq and is a predicted model, not a curated record.
UAAUGAUCAUCCAUGAGUUGGCUUCUACAGGUAAUGUAAUGAUCAUCCAUGAGUUGGCUUCUACAGGUAAUGUAAUGAUCAUCCAUGAGUUGGCUUCUACAGGUAAUGUAAUGAUCAUCCAUGAGUUGGCUUCUACAGGUAAUGUAAUGAUCAUCCAUGAGUUGGCUUCUACAGGUAAUGUAAUGAUCAUCCAUGAGUUGGCUUCUACAGGUCAUGUAAUGAUCAUCGAUGAGUUGGCUUCUAUAGGUCAUGUAAUGAUCAUCCAUGAGAUGGCUUCUACAAGUAAUGUAAUGAUCAUCCAUAAGAUGGCUUCUACAGGUAAUGUAAUGAUCAUCCAUGAGAUGGUUUCUACAUGUAAUGUAAUAAUCAUCCAUGAGUUGGCUUCUACAGGUCAUGUAAUGAUCAUCCAUAAGAUGGCUUCUACAGGUCAUGUAAUGAUCAUCCAUGAGUUGGCUUCUACAGGGCAGCUGAAAGGAGACAAGUUACUUGAUAUCAGUAUUGGGUCCCUAAUCUACCAACUCUUUUCAGUCAGCAAUAUUUACAAAGAGAUCUAUGUUGUGCAGAUGAAUGAUGACAGCUUCACACACUUCAAGCAAUGGAUGGACAAGGACGACAAAGCCACUGAUUGGUCACAAUGUACCAAACGAGUCUGCCAUCUUGAGGGUAACAGACAAGAAUGGACGGAAAAGGAAGACCAGGUUAGAAAAGUCAUUAAAGGGGUUUAUAAGUGGGACAACCAUGAAACCAAUGGCCUGGAUCCUAGAGUGGUGCCACAGGUGGAUUUUGUCCUCAGUCUAUGGAUAUUAAAUGUUGUCAGUAAAACAAAGGAAGACUUCCAGAGGAACCUGGAGAGAUUCACAUCCAGACUGAAACUUGGAGGCCAGGUGCUGCUGUUUGUGGUGCUGAACAUGACCUUCUACAAGGUGGGCAGCCAUCGCUACUUUUGCCUGACUUUGGACGAGACAGAAGUACAAGAACUCGUGAUUAAAGCCGGCUUCAUCAUUGAAAAGUCAUCAGUCAUUAAAGCUGUGGAGCCCAAUGAUAUUGUUGACUACAGCCAUAUGGGUUUUGUCCUUGCUCGCAAAGUAAAAUAAGCCUGAAAACCAAAGCCUAGAGAUCCCCUCUCAUGGUGAGGGGGAACCAAACUUACAAUAUUAAAAAAUAUAUAAUACAUAUUGCCA